Molecule: messenger RNA, 1560 nt
Organism: Helianthus annuus (common sunflower)
Lineage: Eukaryota; Viridiplantae; Streptophyta; Magnoliopsida; Asterales; Asteraceae
Product: DUF724 domain-containing protein 6
Exons: 5
Coding region: 114-1370 (418 amino acids)
Molecular function (GO): phosphoprotein phosphatase activity
Source: RefSeq, a predicted model, not a curated record
UUUUUUUUUUUUCUGUUGUAGUAGUAUUCGAGAGACUAUUUUGUGAUGAGUUUUUGGAAUUUUGCUUUCAGAGAUUUAAUGUAGGAGUUUGGACAUCAAGAACAAGCUGCAGUAUGGAACAUGCUCUUGACAUUCUUAUGAGAGACACUAAAUACAAACUGCUUUUCCGUUGGGAUCGAGCACAUUGUACCGAGAUGGGUUUUAAUGAUGGGAACGAGGACCAUAUCUUCUUUGUAAAGGAACUCAGAAAGUUAUGGGAAAAGAAAGAUCCAAGUCUUCCUUGGGAAGUAGGAGAGUAUGAUGAAUCAAAUACACUUUUAGUGGAAAAUUAUCCACACAGGGCUCUGCUUAAUCCCCCACAUACAACAAUCUUUCCUUACCCUUACGACUGGAAUACAGAAGAUAAUGCUUUAGGUCCAGAAGGUGACCUUCGUAUCUAUCUCGAAAGGUUAGCAGCAUCACAGAACGUGCAAAAAUUUGUAUCAGAAAAUCCGUUUGACCAACACCUUGUCCAUGCUAGUGAAAACCAUCCAGAGAUAUCAACGGAAGUUUAUCUAAAGUUUUUUCACAAAUACUCAUAUAAACGUAAAGCUGGUGAUUCAAUGGAUGCCCAACGUAAAAACUCCUUAGAACCAAAAGUCAAUAGUUCUUCUCCUUUGGCUGCUCAGACUUCAUUGGAACCGGAAACCAGCACUGUUACUGCUUUGGUUGGUCAACCCUUAUCAGAACCAGAUCUCAGCAAUACUGGUCUCGGUGCUCAGACUUCAACAGAACCACAAACCAAUGCUGGAACCACCACUGACUACCAACAAGAUUGGCCUUUUAUCAAGCAGUCUCUAAUUUGGGCUACCAUUGACUCUCUUGUGUCAUGUCUAACGCCACCUCAAAAGCCACACUUUUCCCCAUUGAAGAAUACGAAAGAGCUUCAUCGUGAGGGUUUAGCCAUUGCUCAUAUGUUGACUUGUUAUAAUCUGGUUCGGAGCCUUCCAAACAUAAAACUGAAUGAUCCAGUUGACAUAAUCAACGACAAUUUGGAAGUUUUAGUUGACUUGGAGGCUCAUGGGUUUGAUGUGGAUUUAAUUAGAUGUCGUUUAAACGAGUUGCUUUCUUUGAAAUCCAAAGCAGGCCAGCAUGAGGACACUCUUAAAGAGCUUGAAAAGCGCAGUUAUGAAAAGCUUGUAAUUGAGAAAGAGACGGACCAAUUAAAAGUGGAGAUGGAGAAGAUGCAAGAAAAGAUGAUGCAGGCUGAGACCAUGCAGAAAGUUAAAGAGGAAGAAAUUGCGAGGUUGCAAUCAAACUUACAUCCUGAUUUCACCCAAAUCAAUGAUUGGGAGCUUGCUUUCGGAAAACUCGCAGCGACCCCAUUGUAAGUGAUAGGGUUAAAACCUUGGGAAGAAAGAAAACUAAGAGAUAGAGAGAUAUUUGACUCAAAUUAUGCUUGAUUUCAUUCCAUAGGUAACAUCCAAAUAAAUAGAUAAGGAACUUACAUAAGACACCCCCAAACUAAACCAAAAUAACAUCCUAAUCCCUUGACUUAACAAUAGUAAUAAAACUAAAAUA